AUGGCAGGUGUGGUGUAUCCCAGACAGGCCCCUGUGGAUUUAGACAUAUACAAAAGCUCCUAUAUGGUUGACUAUCAACACUACGGGAAGCACAAAUACUCCAGAGUCACACCACAAGAGCAAGCGAAGCUGGAUGCCCAACUCCAGGACAAAGAAUUUUAUAGGGUCGUCCCCAGCUCCAAGCCCAGGCUAGAGGAUGGAUACCCCGCCUUCAGAAAACCCCACAUGACCGCCAAAGACCUGGGACAGCCUGGCUUCUUCCCCCCGCAGGAUCAGGACCGUGUGGCCGCAGCGGAGGACGAGUGCAGGUUCACCAGUAUAUGCCCUUCCGUGUACCCCGUUUCCCACGCCCUGUACCCGGCCCAGGGUGCCCCCAACCGGGUCCGCCAGAGCGCCGGCUUGCCGUGCCUCCUGGAGCCCGAGGUCCAGCCUGCGCCCGAGGAGGGCGAGGGCUACUUUCUACUGCCUGGCUGCCUCUGUCCGUAUCACCAUGAAGUCAAGUUCCCCAUCUUGAACCGACGGGGGCCCAUGGUGCCAUUUUACCAGUAG
Odobenus rosmarus divergens (Pacific walrus) is the source of this 549-nucleotide messenger RNA. RefSeq names its product testis expressed 37 (gene SPMIP9). The transcript is spliced from 3 exons. Gene Ontology annotation, cellular component: cytoplasm. The record is from RefSeq and is a predicted model, not a curated record. Lineage: Eukaryota; Metazoa; Chordata; Mammalia; Carnivora; Odobenidae. Bases 1 to 549 code for a protein of 182 amino acids.